UCGGAUCUUCAUCUUCCUCCUUUUCUUCUUCUUCUUCCUCCUCUUCCUGCUUCCUUUCCUCCCUCCUUCCUUCAUUCCCUCCUUCCUCGCAGUGUCCACAUCCUCUCGACAUUGUCGGUCACUGCAGAGAGAGAGAGGGAGAGAGAGAAAUUACCCUUGCAAUUUCCCCUCUCCUUCUUCAGCUCCUUUCUCACUUUUUUCACUCACCACGUCGGUUUCCACUCGGGAGAGAAACUGCAGAAGUUCCUUGGCUGCGAAGGCGCGUUGGAGUGGGGAGGAGUUUCCCAUUAUUUAAUGUCUUGGAUUGGCCGGUUCCGUGUUUGAGAGGUGAGGCGCCGUGAGUGAGGGGGGGAGGAGGAGGAGGAGGAGGAGUAGCGAUCAUGGAGAGCUACUUGAACGAGAACUUUGAUGUGAAGGCGAAGCACUCGUCGGAGGAGGUGCUCGAGAGGUGGAGGAAGCUCUGCGGUGUGGUGAAGAACCCCAAGCGCAGGUUCCGCUUCACCGCCAACCUCUCCAAGCGCUAUGAGGCCGCUGCUAUGCGCCGCACCAAUCAGGAGAAGUUGAGGAUUGCAGUGCUGGUCUCGAAGGCUGCAUUCCAAUUCAUCCAAGGGGUUCAACCAAGUGACUACACUGUUCCUGAGGAAGUCAAAGCGUCAGGUUUUCAAAUUUGUGCUGAAGAGCUGGGAUCAAUUGUUGAGGGUCAUGAUAUAAAGAAGCUGAAGUUUCAUGGUGGAAUAGAAGGUAUUGCAGAAAAGCUUUCCACAUCAACCACAAAUGGGCUCACUACUGGUGCUGAGCUUAUGGACCGUAGGCAAGAGAUUUUCGGCAUAAACAAAUUUGCUGAGAGCGAGCCUCGAAGCUUCUGGAUAUUUGUAUGGGAAGCAUUACAAGACAUGACCCUCAUGAUCCUUGCAGCAUGUGCAUUUGUCUCCUUGAUAGUUGGCAUUGCAAUGGAAGGAUGGCCCCACGGUGCCCAUGAUGGCCUUGGAAUCGUCGCAAGUAUCUUGUUGGUCGUCGUUGUAACAGCGACAAGUGAUUAUCGCCAGUCCUUGCAGUUCAAAGACUUGGACAAUGAGAAAAAGAAGAUAGCCAUUCAAGUGACGAGAAAUGGAUACAGGCAGAAACUCUCGAUAUAUGAGUUACUUCCUGGUGAUAUCGUGCACCUCUCUAUUGGAGAUCAAGUUCCUGCAGAUGGGCUUUUCAUCUCUGGGUUUUCUGUAUCGAUUGAUGAAUCAAGUCUAACUGGGGAAAGCGAACCAGUAAUGGCAAGCGCUGAAAACCCGUUUAUGCUGUCUGGAACAAAAGUCCGCGAUGGGUCAUGCAAGAUGCUGGUGACCACUGUUGGGAUGAGAACACAAUGGGGCAAAUUAAUGGCGACUCUCAGCGAGGGAGGCGACGAUGAAACUCCAUUACAGGUUAAGUUGAAUGGAGUGGCUACGAUCAUUGGCAAGAUAGGCCUUUUCUUUGCAGUAGUGACUUUUGCCGUCCUAGUGCAAGGAUUAGUAAGCCGGAAAUGGCACGAGGGGAGUUACUUAAGCUGGUCGGGAGAUGAUGCAUUAGAAAUGUUGGAAUACUUUGCUGUUGCAGUCACUAUUGUUGUGGUUGCCGUUCCUGAGGGAUUACCUUUAGCUGUGACCUUAAGUCUUGCUUUUGCCAUGAAGAAGAUGAUGAACGAUAAAGCCCUUGUUCGCCAUUUGGCGGCUUGUGAGACUAUGGGGUCUGCCACAAGCAUUUGCAGUGACAAGACUGGCACACUGACCACUAACCGCAUGACCGUUGUGAAAUCGUGUAUGUGCCUGAAUGUGGAGGAAGUGGUCAAUGGCAAGAACCUAUCCUCUGAAAUUCCUGAUUCGGCGUUGAAGAUUCUCCUCCAGUCUAUAUUCACUAACACGGGAGGAGAAGUUGUCGUGAACAAGAAAGGGAAGCGCGAGAUCCUGGGGACGCCGACAGAGACGGCCAUAUUAGAGUUUGGUCUGUCACUCAGGGGAGACUUUCAAACCGAGCGGCAAAAAAUAAACCUUGUGAAGGUUGAACCUUUCAACUCAACCAAGAAGAGGAUGGGGGUUGUGGUCGAGCUUCCAGGAGGAGGUUUUCGGGCCCAUACCAAGGGUGCUUCAGAAAUAGUUCUCGCUGCAUGUGAUAAGUUCAUCAAUUCAAGUGGCGAAGUUGUCCCGCUGGACGAAGUAGCAAAUAACCACCUAAAGGCCACAAUUGAUCAGUUUGCCAGCGAGGCCCUGAGGACUCUGUGUCUUACUUACAAGGAACUGGGAAGUGAACUCUCUGCUGAGAGUCCUAUUCCCGAGUCAGGGUACACUUGCAUCGGGAUUGUUGGUAUUAAGGAUCCUGUUCGUCCUGGGGUAAAGGAGUCUGUGGCAGUUUGUCGCUCUGCUGGUAUUACUGUGAGGAUGGUUACUGGAGAUAAUAUAAACACUGCUAAGGCAAUUGCCAGGGAGUGCGGGAUCCUUACCGACGAUGGUAUAGCUAUUGAAGGCCCAGAUUUCCGAGAGAAGAGCGUGGAGGAGUUGCUCUCACUAAUCCCGAAAAUUCAGGUGAUGGCUCGGUCCUCGCCGCUAGACAAGCACACACUGGUUAGGCACUUGCGUACUACUUUUGAUGAAGUUGUGGCAGUGACUGGAGAUGGUACAAAUGAUGCCCCAGCACUUCAUGAGGCAGAUAUUGGACUGGCAAUGGGCAUAGCAGGAACCGAGGUUGCUAAAGAGAGUGCAGAUGUUAUUAUCUUGGACGACAAUUUCUCCACCAUUGUGACAGUGGGCAAAUGGGGACGUUCCGUGUACAUUAACAUUCAGAAGUUUGUGCAAUUCCAGCUGACUGUUAAUGUGGUGGCACUGAUUGUCAAUUUCUCUUCUGCCUGCUUGACUGGGUCUGCUCCCCUCACAGCAGUUCAGCUUCUCUGGGUCAACAUGAUAAUGGAUACAUUGGGAGCACUUGCACUUGCGACUGAGCCGCCCAAUGACGAGCUGAUGAAGCGCCCUCCGGUUGGAAGGAGAGGGAACUUCAUUAGCAAUGUCAUGUGGAGGAACAUCUUGGGGCAGUCCCUAUACCAGUUUCUGGUGAUAUGGUUUCUUCAGGCCAAAGGGAAAGCACUUUUCGGGCUUGAGGGUCCUGGCUCAGAUCUUACCUUGAACACCCUCAUCUUCAAUUCGUUCGUCUUCUGCCAGGUCUUCAACGAGAUAAACUCUCGUGAGAUGGAGGAGAUAGAUGUCUUGAAGGGCAUACUCGACAACUAUAUCUUUGUAGGAGUCCUGAGCUGCACUGCAUUCUUCCAGAUCAUAAUCGUCGAGUACUUGGGAACCUUUGCAAACACCACACCUCUCUCCUUUGGGCAGUGGUUCCUCAGCAUCUUCUUUGGGUUCUUAGGAAUGCCUGUUUCUGCCGGUCUAAAGAAGAUCCCGGUGUGAAGGGGAAUGAACUCACUCCUCAUCGCUGACUCUUAUCCGUAAAAUCACUUGAAAAGACAUUAUGUUCUGGGUUCGGAGUCUUUCUUAGGUGGAGUAUCGAUCGGAGAUGUUCGAGCUCAGUUAUUUUUUUCCACACAAAGGCUGGGGGAAAAUUUUCGACUUGGACCGUGUGUACAUUUUUUUGCAAAUUAAUCUCGACCGUGCAGGACCACGGUGUUCUCUAGAUGAUGCAGAAACCAAUUAAAUUGAGCAAUGGGCAAUAAAGCCCGAGAAAAAAAAAGGAAAAAAAAAAGGACAUUUUCCGUGUUCCAUUUUAUAUUCCAUUUUUGUUCUCCGGUUUGGAGUUAAAUUCUUUCUGCACAUUAUAUUAAUGUUUUGUCAUAGCGAUGAUUUUCUCUAACA
Molecule: messenger RNA, 3821 nt
Organism: Punica granatum (pomegranate)
Lineage: Eukaryota; Viridiplantae; Streptophyta; Magnoliopsida; Myrtales; Lythraceae
Source: RefSeq, a predicted model, not a curated record